AUGACUAGUCGGGGUGCUUAUUUUAAAGAAUACAACCAAAAACCAGAGAGGAAAAAAUAUCUUACUCAAAAAUCACAAAAAAGAUAUCAGCAGCAAAAAAAAGGAACUGGCAAGAUAAUUUGUCCGAAUUGUUCAACUGUUUCAAAACAAAAUGAAUUAAGAAUAUUAGAAAGAGAAUUACAAGUUCAUCAGUAUAAUUUAGACCAUCCCAAAGAAAAAUUAGAAGAAUUUGAAAAAAAAUGCUUACUAAAAAAAAUUGAGAUUGGCAAAAGAAAGAUUGGUAAUUGUAAAGAUGAGUUAGAAGAAAUUACUGAGGCCUAUGAAAAUGAAAAAAGAGAAUUAUGCCAACGAUUAUCUUAUACUAAAAAAGAUAUUCCUGAUUUAUUUUUAAGAAAUCCAGAAGAACGAAUUGACCCGCUUACUCGUGAAGGACCUGAAUAUAAUCCCUAUGAAAUUCAUGUAGAAGAGAAAACUGAUGAUAGCCUGUUUUUUGUUUGGAAACCAGUAGAAAGAGAGUUAGAAAGCCUUGAUGAAAAAGGAGAAAAAGUAAUGAUUAAAGGACAAUACUUAGCCCUUUCCAACCUUAUUCUCCAUCAUUCUACUUUAGGAAUUGGAGAAAUUUGCUCUUGCCCAAGUUAUGAAGUUUAUACUAGCAAAAAUAAAUUUAGUUUGGAUUAUGAAUUGAAAUUUGACCUUUAUCGAUUAGGAAGAAAAGAAAAAGAUUUGAGAUGGCAUGUAAAACAUGAUAGUAUUGAAGUAAUCGAUUUUAAGGAUGUAAUGGCAGGUCAAAGAGCAACUUUAUACUUUUUGUUAAGUAAAAGAUUAUUUCUAGAAACUACAGAAACAGAAACGGCGAAAGGAAAAGUCGCUAAAAAACUUGCCGCAACAUCAGCGAGAGCAGUAGUUGGAGCGGCAGGCGGAAUGGCUCAAUUGGCUCACAAUGAAUUAAUGACUACUCCUACUUACAGCGAAACUACCCAUACCAUGACUUUUCACGAGUUCCGACACAAAUAUUUGUUUAGUAAAGACCGUCCAAUUUCUUUGUGGGUAGAAUAUAACCAAGAAUUAGCCAAUCAAUAUCGAAACAAAAGAGAACUUAAAGGACCAAUGUUUUAUAAUUAUACAAACUUAGAUUUUUUGGGUGGAGCGGGUGAAACAAUUUUAAUAACAGCUGAUAUUAGUGAUGCAGAUUAUAGUAAUGUGGAUUAUAUUGGAAACCAAGAUUAUACCUAUAAUUUUACUAGUGGAGGCUCUGUUGUUUUAAAAACAAGAAAUAGCGGACCACAAACUGCCACUAUUCCUAGCGGAGGAGGAAAAGUUAUUCUUAGAGUUAGGGGCAGUACGGCUCAAUUAGUGUCAAUAGGCGAAAAACCAGAAACAGUUAGAAAUCCAAGUGGCAUUCCUGAAGGAAUUCCGCCAAGCAAAACUUUACCAACCGACCCUACUUAUGCUAAUAAUCCACCCACAACCCCCUUCAACCCCAACCAAUUCCCUUCUUCAGGCAAUUUAGUCCCUAAUCCAACUGGUUCGGAUAUUGAUCCAACUAAGGAUACGGACAAAGGCAAAGAUGAUGAAGUGCCACCUGAUUACGACCCAUAUGGUGAUAAUGAUUAA
Entrophospora sp. SA101 is the source of this 1614-nucleotide messenger RNA. Lineage: Eukaryota; Fungi; Glomeromycota; Glomeromycetes; Entrophosporales; Entrophosporaceae. The record is from the annotation of a GenBank genome assembly.